Messenger RNA from Myotis davidii, 1934 nucleotides. It is a transcript of the gene HDGF, whose product is annotated as hepatoma-derived growth factor. The transcript has 6 exons. Gene Ontology annotation, biological process: regulation of transcription by RNA polymerase II. Gene Ontology annotation, cellular component: nucleus. NCBI's taxonomy places the organism in Eukaryota, Metazoa, Chordata, Mammalia, Chiroptera, Vespertilionidae. Gene Ontology annotation, molecular function: double-stranded DNA binding; transcription coregulator activity. The coding region runs from base 17 to 634 and encodes 205 amino acids. The record is from RefSeq and is a predicted model, not a curated record.
GCCUUCGAUUGACGAGAUGCCUGAGACUGCGGUGAAGUCAGCGGCCAACAAAUACCAAGUCUUUUUUUUCGGGACCCACGAGACGGCAUUUCUGGGCCCCAAAGACCUCUUCCCUUACGAGGAGUCCAAGGAGAAGUUUGGCAAGCCCAACAAGAGGAAAGGGUUCAGCGAGGGGCUGUGGGAGAUCGAGAACAACCCUACGGUCAAGGCUUCUGGCUACCAGUCCUCCCAGAAAAAGAGCUGCGUGGAGGAGCCGGAGCCGGAGCCGGAGCCGGAGGCCGCAGAGGGCGACGGUGACAAGAAGGGGAACACCGAAGGUAGCAGUGAUGAGGAAGGGAAGCUGGUCAUCGACGAGCCCACCAAGGAGAAGAAUGAGAAGGGGGCGCUGAAAAGGAGAGCAGGGGACCUGCUGGAGGACUCCCCGAAGCGUCCCAAAGAGGCGGAAGACCCUGAAGGGGAGGAGAAGGAGGUGGCCAACUUGGAGGGUGAGCGGCCCUUCCCUGUGGAGGUAGAGAAGAACAGCACCCCCUCGGAGCCCAGCUCUGGCCGGGAGCCUCCUCCAGAGGAAGAGGAGGAAGAGGCCGCCAAGGAAGAUGCUGAGGCCCCAGGCAUCAGAGAUCAUGAGAGCCUGUAGCCACCAAUGUUUCAAGAGGAGCCCCUGCCCCGUUCCUGCUGCUGUCUGGGUGCUACUGGGGAAACUGGCCAUGGCCUGCAAACUGGGAACCCCUCCCCACCCCACCUGCUCUCUGCCACUCACUCUCCCUCCCCAGGCCCGGUCCCCGGAGAGCGACCUGGAUGUGGCAUGCCAUCUGGCCCUGCCUCCACGCCGCCUCCAUGCCCCCACACCGCUGGGAUCUGAGUCAGGGCUACGUCUUCUGCUCCAUGGGCUGAGAUGAGGCCAUUAUGUCCCCCCAGGCCUGGAUCUGGGUCCCAGGGUUUCUGGACCAGCUGUUUUCAUCUCCUUAUACCCUUUUGCCCCUCCCCCAGGCAUUCUGGGUCUCUGGGUUGGUUUGGGUCAGAGUUAGGAGUAAAAAGGAUGGAGGGUAAAUGGCAAGGGUGGGCUUCUGGGCCCCGAGAGGGACAGUCCUCAGAUCGGGGUGGCGAGUGGGCAGGAGGACGGCAUCUUCUUGAGCUCCUGUCCCUUCCUCCAACACCUGUUAUCUCAGCUGCCUAGAUUCAGGGAAAGUGGGACAGCUCGCAGGGGAGGGCCUCCCUCGAUGAUGGAUAACACCCAUUUUUCCCUUUGCUGAUCACCCCAGGAGUUCUGGGAGUUGUAGUUACUCAUCAAAAGAUUUUGGGCUUCCAGUUGUUUGGUCCAUGGACUUGGGAUCUGAAGGGCCAACUUCGCUCAGCUUCGGUGGGAGUGUUGAGGAGUAGCUUCUCCUUUUAGAUCUUGGGCCAGAGAUGUGAUGGCCUGGGGAGACCCCUCACUGCCCUUCCCCUCUCCCCACAGUGCUCAAGGCCAGCCUGCAGUCACAGGUCACCCAGACAUAAAGGAGAAGACACAUUUUUUAGGAAAUGUUUUUAAUAAAAGAAAAUUAAAAAAAAAAAUUUAAAGACCCCUAUCCCUCUGUGUGGCCCCCACUUUGCUCCUUUCUUCCUCGCUGUUGCCCUCGUUUCUGAGGUGCACUGGGAGGCUCCCCUUCCGCUAGGGCUUGGUGACGCUCCUUCUGUAGCUGGGACUUUGGUGUCCCUCCUGGUGUCAUUCCCCACCCACCCGGCUCCCUCCGUGUUUCACCAGAUCCGAUUGUACCCGCUGAGAGGCAGGGAAGUGAGUGCCCCUCCCAGCCUCUUUCUCGGGGUCUCUCUGCCUCUUCCAUCUCGUGCCCCUCUCCCUCUCCCUAGGGCUCUGAUGAAAAAUUGCUGACUAUAGUUUAGCUCUGAGAACCGUAGACAAUUUCAGUUCUAGGAAAAUAAACCUGUUGAUUACUACA